AUGGAUGCUGCCUCUUCCAGUGUUCUGCGGGAGCCCAAAAGCCCCCUCAGUCUAUCGGCGUUCAAAUGGAGCUGGCUGCAGUGCUGUCAGCAGACAGACAGGUCCCAAGAGGGCACCGUAGGGGGCCGUGAAGGAUUCAACCUCCUGGCCCCCCCUCAGGAACCUGAUGAUCAGGUCAUGUUUACCCACAGACCUCCCAUCUUUGGAGUCAUGAUUUGCAGUGUUCGCAGCCAUGUAGACUUUAAGGGUGGAGGGAAACAACUUUUGCUCCAACCCUUGCUGGUCCCUCUUUUCCUGCAGAAAGGAAUCAAGAGGCCCUGGUCGAAGAAGGUUGGUGAGCAUGGCGUGCCCUUUGAGGAAGAUCCUGUGGACGUAGAAGCCCAACUUAUACGAGGUUUUUUUCGUCGGGAGAGGGUUAUACGACCACGUAUUGACGUGUUUGCAUACCCCAAUGAAUAUUUAAAAGAGCGUUAUCGUUUUUCAAAAGAUUCCUUAGUUUAUUUAACACGUCUUUUAAAACCGCAUGUCGCAAAUGUGACAAACCGCGGUUCUGCGCUUAGCACAGAAAACAUUUUGUGCAUAGCACUUCGGUUUUUUGCGUCUGGCCAUUUUUUGUACAGUGUGGGCGAUUCGGAGCAUGUGGGAAAGGCAACUGUGUGUAGAGCCGUUCGUUCAGUAUGUCUGGCACUUAAACAGUUCUUACCCACGUUUGUACAGUUCCCUGGCCAUAAACCUCUGUUUAUUAUUAAAGACGAAUUCCACAGAGUGGCAGGGUUUCCAAAUGUAAUUGGGUGCAUUGAUGGCACUCACAUUCCUAUUAAAGCUCCAUCAAUAAAUGAGGGAGACUAUGUUAAUAGGAAAUCUGUUCAUAGUAUCAAUGUGCAGGUAAUAUGUGAGGCUACCCAAAUAAUUACCAAUGUCGAGGCAAAAUGGCCAGGAUCUGUGCAUGAUGCCAGAAUUUUCCACGAGUCAUCAUUAUGCCAGGCAUUUCAGCAGGGACAGUACAACGGUUACUUGUUGGGGGACAGAGGAUACCCUUGUCUGCCCUAUUUAAUGACACCCUACCCUGAACCUGAGCCUGGACCACAGACACGCUUUAACCUGGCUCACAGCCGAACACGGGCCAAGGUGGAGAUGACUAUAGGGAUCCUCAAAUCUCGGUUUCAGUGUCUGCGUGGGCUCCGGGUUAGUCCAGAGAGGGCAUGUGACAUUAUAGUGGCUUGUGUUGUGCUUCACAAUAUUGCCACUAUAAGAGAGAGAGCCACCCUCCUUGUAUUGAGGAAGAUGGCCCAGAGGAACACCUACAGACUCUACAGGCCAACAGAGACGGGAGACUUUUGA
Molecule: messenger RNA, 1341 nt
Organism: Puntigrus tetrazona (Sumatra barb)
Lineage: Eukaryota; Metazoa; Chordata; Actinopteri; Cypriniformes; Cyprinidae
Product: putative nuclease HARBI1
Exons: 7
Coding region: 1-1341 (446 amino acids)
Source: RefSeq, a predicted model, not a curated record